This is a messenger RNA of Salmo salar (Atlantic salmon), 2553 nucleotides long. Its product is annotated as ras-related protein Ral-B. The record is from RefSeq and is a predicted model, not a curated record. NCBI's taxonomy places the organism in Eukaryota, Metazoa, Chordata, Actinopteri, Salmoniformes, Salmonidae. Gene Ontology annotation, cellular component: membrane. Gene Ontology annotation, molecular function: GTP binding; GTPase activity. Gene Ontology annotation, biological process: signal transduction.
GCUCUCGACAUCAUAUCCUGUCGGGUUUCUUCCUCCGUGCACGUCCGGAAGGUGGGGUUUUGUGUUGUAGCGGACAGUUAGUCGUUCUGUGUUAAAUCAGUGGUAUUUAGCAGCCCUAUGCCUCGGUAUGCACCAUUAACGCGCUUAUCAAGAUAGCAGCAAGAAAGGAGAGAGGUCAAAAUCCUGCUUUGGUGGUGUCAGUGAGUGUUUUGAGCAUAGUGACGGUGUGUGUGUGUGUGUGUGUGUGUGACGGUGUGUGUGUGUGUGAGACGGUGUGUGUGUGAGACAGAGACCAGCGAUGGCUGCCAGUAAGAAUAAGACCCAGAGUUCUCUGGCCCUGCACAAGGUCAUCAUGGUGGGCAGUGGUGGUGUGGGCAAGUCUGCACUCACACUGCAGUUCAUGUACGACGAGUUCGUAGAGGACUACGAGCCCACUAAGGCAGACAGCUACAGGAAGAAGGUAGUGCUGGAUGGAGAGGAGGUCCAGAUCGAUAUCCUGGACACGGCUGGACAGGAGGACUAUGCUGCUAUCAGAGACAACUACUUCAGGAGUGGAGAGGGCUUCCUGCUAGUCUUCUCCAUCACAGAACACGAGUCUUUCACAGCCACUGCAGAGUUCAGAGAGCAGAUCCUGCGUGUGAAAGCGGAAGAGGAUAAGAUUCCUCUGUUGGUGGUGGGGAACAAGUCUGACUUGGAGGACCGCAGACAGGUGUCUGUAGACGAGGCCCGAGCCAAGGCAGAGGAGUGGGGGGUGCAGUACGUGGAGACAUCAGCCAAGACGCGAGCCAACGUCGACAAGGUAUUCUUUGACCUGAUGCGGGAGGUGCGGGGAAAGAAGAUGUCGGAAAACAAGGACAAAAACAGCAAGGGGAAGCACAAGAAUAAGAACAAGAAGAGUUUCAAAGAGCGAUGCUGUUUACUCUGAAUGCAACAUGGACCUUUACAACACAAAACACCACGAUCUAUCGUUACGCUGAGGAACCAACUUGAUCAGAAUCACAGAGCAUCCAUCCUCGCGUUGAGUUGAAAUAUGUGUCUGUUAGUUUUGAAUCUGGCCACAUUAGUGUUGUUUAGCAGGUGUGGGGUCAGUUCUAUUUAAACUGUCAAUUCCAGAAGUUAACUAAUAUUCCAAUUGCAAUUUUGCUCAUUGCUUUUCAAUACAGAAAAUUGGAAUUUCAGUUUACUUGUUGAAGUGAAAUGGACAUUCUUUCCAACCCAGGGGUUUACCACAUUCUCAACCACUGUUUUUGCAUCUAAAACUUAAGCUUUGAUAGAUAUUCUGACUGUUUAUUGUUUUUAAUGGAAGGUGACCACUGUUCUACGACUUGGACUGCAAUGCUUGACGUCUCCCCUGAUAACAACAACCCAAUUACCAAACUGCCCCAAACAUUAUUUUAGUCUAGAACGUGCAUGGGGAUUUUAAUCCAGAAUGGGAAUGGAUCUGUGAAUAGGUUCAGUCAAGGACAGAAAUGUAGCGAAACUCUAUUCAAUACUUUUCAUUGAUGUCUGUAUAUGUGGUAUGAACAUCAGACUAAGCUUUGUUUGUUAAUUAACAAAACAAUGAUAUUUACUAGUUAGUAAGAGUUGGGGACUAGGACUGAACAUGUCAUUGUUUCCUCUACAAUAGGAUAAAGCAAUUGUCAAUCAAGAAGGCUCAUCGUCUUAGGAUUCAAAGCACAUGUGAUAUUAUUAGGGCCAGUCAGUUUACAUUGUCAGGAAAAACUCCUGUCCCUGAUCUAAGUAUGAUGGAUUUUGAAGUGUGAAGUUGUAAGAGUUUACUAACCAGAGGUCCUGUGGUAAUGAACAGGCAGUGUUUCUGGAGCCCCCUGCUGGCAUUCCUUGGUAAAUAAAGGAACUGAAAAUGGAACUGCCGCCACAUCCAUUAGUCCUUUAGAUAUGGGUCAGUUGGCACCAUAACCAUCAGCCAGUCACCUUCUGCUUUGGGUUAUUAAUAUUUGUACUUAUUUGGGGUUUUAUUCAAAUGCUUUUUUGUAGAAAGUGCACUACAUUGUUUCCAAUACCUUAAAAAAAAUAACUGUUCAGAGUUCCCAUGCUAGAGAAUGCAAAAGCAGUUUGUGCCAUCAACAUAAGGAUAACAUGAUAUCGCCUACCAACUAAUCACUACUCUCUAUAUAGAUAAUGUUUGUUAAUUAACUGAGUGAAUGUAUGUGCAUCAGACAACAGUUGAUACUUCUGGUUCCUUUGUGUCCGUGUGAAUGAACCCUGGGUCAUGUUAUUUGGCACCAAAUGGAAGAAAAUUGACUGAAACAGGAAGGGACUUUUUUGUUGUUGCUGAAAAACAUUGUGCCCUAAUGAACGCCACUCUGGUGAGGGACACAGUUUGUUUGCUGUUAUUGUUGGAUCAGUCACUGUUCUGCCCUACAACAGUAAAGUAAUAUUUCCAACAACUGUCCUAACUGUUCUGCUCUUUUAUAAAAAUGUGUGUCCUCUUCUGUUGUUUUAAAGCUAGUCUACUAUUGCUAGGUUUUUCACUGUCUUCUGAACAAAAAAAGACUUCAAAAUGUUGCCAAAUAAAUGCUUUUUUCUUUGUAA